Molecule: messenger RNA, 1353 nt
Organism: Dermacentor silvarum
Lineage: Eukaryota; Metazoa; Arthropoda; Arachnida; Ixodida; Ixodidae
Exons: 3
Coding region: 46-390 (114 amino acids)
Source: RefSeq, a predicted model, not a curated record
GUAGCCAUCAAGUCUACGUGUUGCACCAUCAGAGUCUUCUCCAAGAUGUUGCAGUGCACCGUCGAGAUGGUGUCUCAAGGCACGCAAGUCUCUGGACUGGACGACGACAUAGAUAGUGCCGAGCAGCAGACGCAGUAUUGUGCAAAAAGAAAAGGUGGCGCUGCCUUCUAUGGUGGACUGUGCACGAGUGUGAAAGUGGCAUGCUCCGAGGAUGUGGUGGUGAAGAGGGAGCCCGUGUGGACGACCACAGAGGCUGCAGAGAUUGACUUGGAUGUCCAGGAUGACGUAGAAGAGUACCUGGUGGAAAAAACCUCUCCACUCACAGACCGCACAGCAUCGAGGCCUUCCAGCUUUCAAGCUUCAACGACAGACAGUGAGAAGUCACAUUAGGCAUGCCACUACCACUGUAACUUCUGUGACUAUAAGACUAAUAGAGCGUCUCAUCUGAAAUCGCACACCAUGGUUCACACAGGCGAGCGGCCAUUUGUAUGCCAUUUGUGCCAUCAGUGCUUCUUGUCUAAGUCCACAUUGAAUUCUCACCUGCGCACUCACACAGGCGAGAGGCCAUUUCAGUGCCCUUCAUGCCCUCACAACUUCACGCGCAUGAGUAAUCUCAAGAGACACGUGCGCACUCACACAGGCGAGAGGCCAUUUCAGUGCCCUUCGUGCGCUCGGAGCUUUUUGCAUAAGUCCAUUUUCAAUGAUCACCUGCGCGUGCACACUGGCGAGAGGCCAUAUCAGUGCCAAUUAUGUCACGAGACCUUUAUACAUAGAAUCCAGCUCGUCAGGCACCAGUGCCACCACAAGUGAAAGUGAUAGUCACCAGUGCCGCCACAAGUGAAAGAUAUACAGGCACCAGUGCCACCACAAGUGAAAGUGAUAGUUUCUUUUUUACUUGACUGACUUUAUUUGAGUGAAUUGCAUUAACUGAAUUCUGGAGUUUUAUAUGCCAAAACCAUGAUUUGAUCAUUAGGCACGCCAUAGGGAGGGACUCCGGUUAAAUUUUGACCACCAGGGGAUCCUUAAUGUGCCCCCAAAGCGUGGAACACCGGCGUUGUUGCAGUUUGCGCCCAUCGAAAUGUGGUCACCGCAGCCGGGAUUUAUCCCACGACCUCCUGCUUAGCAGCGCAACACCAUAGCCGCUAAGCCACCGCAGCGGGUGACUUUAUUCAAGUACGUGAUUACACUUGGGAACAGAGGACAAAAGGCAGUAACGCCUGAUGGGGCCCACCCACCUGGGACAACAGUUUUCACACAAGCUGUGGCAAACAAAACGGAAGUGAUGAUGCGUUACAAAUAAACAGAGUAUAUAAAACAUACAGAAGGAAAGACACAAAACUACCAGCACACGUA